UCGAACGCACUGUCAGUUAGUCCCCGUCCAUGGCGGCUUCUCCUUCUUCAGCCUCCUCCGCGUUGCCGGCGAGCAACAAGACGCUGUCGGUGAUAGCCAACCUCUCCCAGCUUCUGCCUACCGGCACCGUGCUCGCAUUCCAAGCCCUCGCCCCCUCGUUCGCCAACCGCGGCGCCUGCUACACCUCCAACAAGGUCCUCACCGCCGUCCUCAUCGCCGCGUCGGCCGCCUCCGCCGCCUUCUUCUCCUUCACCGACAGCUUCACCGGAAGCGACGGAAAGCUCUACUACGGCAUCGCCACGCGGGGUGGCUUCUACGUCUUCAACUACGCCAGCGACGGCGGCGGCGCCCAGACGGCGGAGGCGGCGUUGGGCGAUCUGAGGCGGUACAGGCUGCGACCGGCGGACUACGUGCACGCGUGCUUGGGGGUGCUGGUGUUCUUGACGGUGGCGUUCAGCGACGGCAUGAUUCAGAGCUGCUUGUUCCCGGCGGCGGGGAUUAACAUGCGGGAGCUGGUGGUGAACCUGCCGCUGGGCACCGCCGUCCUGUCGACUCUGGUGUUCACGUUGUUUCCGACCACGCGACGGGGGAUCGGGUAUACCAAUACGACAAAGAGCAGGAGCAGAAGUAUCGAGACGGCGUGAUUGCAUUUGUCAGCUAAAUUCAUAUAUCAACUAAAUAAUCUAAAGAAAAACAAAACAAAAUAACAGAUUUGAUUCAACGUAAUUAGACUGUAUUUUCCUUUCUAAGAAAA
This is a messenger RNA of Zingiber officinale, 754 nucleotides long. RefSeq names its product protein DMP5-like. NCBI's taxonomy places the organism in Eukaryota, Viridiplantae, Streptophyta, Magnoliopsida, Zingiberales, Zingiberaceae. Bases 30 to 644 code for a protein of 204 amino acids. The record is from RefSeq and is a predicted model, not a curated record. The transcript has a single exon. Gene Ontology annotation, biological process: endomembrane system organization.